This is a messenger RNA of Paramecium pentaurelia, 2398 nucleotides long. NCBI's taxonomy places the organism in Eukaryota, Ciliophora, Oligohymenophorea, Peniculida, Parameciidae. The record is from the annotation of a GenBank genome assembly.
AUGUAAGACGAUCGAGUUAGAUACAUGUAUGACUUUUAAUUCAUAAAAGGAAUUCUGUGUAUUCUGAACAUAGAAAGGAUCUUUCUAAAAACAUGGACGUUGUGUGUUUUGCAAUGGCAGUUGAGUUGGACAGAUUAGUACAAGAAAACAAUUUGCUUAAAGAGGAAGUCAAGGAAAUCUCAAAUCUUAGAGUUGAUCGACUAAAUUAUGAAAAGCAAAUUGGAGAUUUGAUGAACAGGUUGUAAUAGCUCACAGCUGAAAAUGAUAUGCUAAAACGGGAUAAUGACAAAUUGAAAACUCAACUAAAUUCAACUAAUCUAAGAGCCUAAUAACUGGAGGGAUAAGUAAAUCACUUUUAAUAAGAAAUUCAGUUGGUCUCCAAUAAAUUAGAAAACAUUACUGGAGGAGAUGGUGGUAUAUAAAAUAGUAUGAUCUUAUGUUUUAGAUUUUGACAUUGAAGCAUUAAAAUAAAAGGCUGAGUUGUUGGAUAGUUUAGCUAAAGAUGGACAAUCAAUGGAGGAUUUAUCAGAUUUAUUGGAUUCUCUUAGAGAAAAAGCAGAAAAAUAUGAUCAUCAUUUAGAGUUAUUAAAUGGAAGAGAUCUUGAAGAUGUGUUAAGUGAUCUUGAUGAAUUAGAAAAAUUAAGGAAACUAGUUAAAGAACUUUAAACAAAAGUGAGUGAUUUGUAGAAGGAAUUAGAUGCAUUAAGAAAGAAAUCAAAAGAAUUGGAUGAUAUGAAAAAGAAAUUGGGUGAUGAUCCUAAUAAAGAAGUUGAUAAAUUAAGAAAAUAAUAAAAAGAUUAAGAAGAUCUAAAAAAGAAACUUGCUGAUGCUUUGAAAGAAAUUGAAUAAUUAAAAAAAUUAUUAAAUGAUAAAAAUGUUGAAUGCAAUAAGUUAGGUUAAUAGGUUGCUUAACUUACUUAAGAUAAUUAAGUUAAAGAUUAAAGAAUUUAGGAAUUGGAAAGAUAUGCUCAAUAAUACUAAGAAUUACAAAUUAAAGUCAAUAAAUUGGAAUAAGAAUUAGAGAAUCUAUAAAGAUAAUUAAGGGAUAAGAACCAAUAAUUAGAAGAUAAAACUAGAUUGAUUGAUACAUUAAAUAGAGAAAUAUAAUAAUUGAAAGCUGAAUUAUAAAGAUUAAAAGAUUAGAUCGCUAAUUUAGAAAGAGAAAAAUAACAAUUAUUGUAAUAAUUACAAUAAAUGCAAAAUUAACUUUCUUAAUUAUCAGAUUAAUUAAGAAAUUCUUAAGCAUAAUUACAAUAGUUAAAUUCAAUUGCUAAUCAAAAUGAUGAUGAGAAAGAGAAGUAUGAAUUAGAAAUAGAUGAAUUAAAAAAUGAAAUUGAUUCACUUAAAGAAUAAAUUGAAGAAUUAAAUGAUGAAAUAGCAAAAUUAAAAAGAAAGAUAUCAGAAUAAGAUGAUUAGAUUGAUUCAUAAACAAAAACUAUUUCUAAUAAAAUUGCAAGAAUUAAAGAAUUAGAAGAUUUAUUGAAUCAAAAAGAAAAAGCUAUCAAAGAACAAGAAAUUAAAAUAAAGAAAUUACCUGGCUCUAGUGUUGUUGUUGGUGGUGGAAGAGGAGGAUAAUCUGGAUAAGUAGGAUAAGGAGGUUCUGAUGUUAUCAACAAAUCCAUUUCCAAUUAAUUGUAAGGAGGAACAGGUUAACCUGGUAGCUUUGGAUCUAAAAGUGGACUUGGAGGCUUAGGAUAAGGAGAUGAAUCUUAAAGUACAGUAUAGUUGAGUCAAUAUUAAAAUGUUUUAUUGGCUUAUUUAUUGAUUGCUGCUGAAAAUGAAAGAAUUAGCGAGGCCUUAAGAAAUACAGUUCAAGAUUAUGAAUAAGUAUUAGUUGAUUUAAGAAAUGCUGAAGGAGAGAUUUCUUAUUUAAAAAAAUCUAUAUCAGAUUUAUAGACUUAAAUUAAUGAUGUAAUAAUUAAUUAAUUUUUAGCUUCGAUUCUAAUUGGAUGAGGCCAGAAGAAAGGCUAUGAAUAACGAUGAAAUAGAAAAAUUAAAAAGAUAAUUAACAGAAUAUGAAAAUAAAUUAGCAUUAUUAUCUAUGGAAUUAUAAAGAUAGAAAACAGUUUCAGGUUCAGGAAAAUAAGGAGCCUCCUAAUAAUUGAUUUCAUAAUAAAAUACAUUUGGAUAUGAAGAUAAAUAGAUUAAUUUUGAUUAAUAGUAUAGAUCACCAAAAGGAUCACAAAGAAAUGUAAAUAUCAAUGGUGAUGAUGAUUCUUGGAGAUUAAAAAAAAUUAUUGAAGAUUAAUUAUGUUUAAUAGUUCUUAUGUCAGCUGAGCUUGAAACCUUGAGAUCUUAAGAGCAGUCCAAUUAAAGAUUAAGUUCAUCAGGAAUAUAGAGAUCCACAAUCUAAACCAGUUAAGUUUAGGUAGGAUAUGGAAAAAGUACAAUAUAUUGA